UCUCUGUGGGAACAUCUAUGCAGCUCCAUAUCUGGUCUGGAAGGCAGAGUAAAAAAGAGCAGACACUGGAAUCCAGAUAAGAAUAAUGUAGAAAAACAACUUGGAGAGUUUCCAUUUGUGUUGCAAAUUGUCAUUUCAUCCAAACUUGGGUUAUGAAGUGCAUAUGAUAUCCGGGUUUCGAGAGGUCUUCUGUUUUGACACAAAUGUAACCUUCAACUGUUGGAUAUUUUUUCACUGACUGAUCUGUGUUAAAAGCAAGCAAGCUGCACAGCAGGGCUCCAGGGCCGCUGGAUUCAGAGACUGACCUUGGACGGACGAUGGAGGGGUACGGUUAUGAGCACUUUGGUGCAGACGGAGCGAGUAAGAGCCAGGAGGUGGAUUAUCGGAGAAUUGUAGGAGACACUCAGCCCCAACGUACCGACAUAUCGCCCGGGGAAGGCGAACAUUAUGUCAGGCAAACCUCACAUGGCCACGGACAUGAAACUGCAGCCCAGCGAUACAGCGCCACACGCAUCCAGGCCGGUCUAGGCCCAGAGAGCAUGGCGGAUUACUUAAUCAGCGGUGGCACGGGAUACGUCCCCGAAGAUGGACUCUCGGCUCAGCAGCUUUUCUCAGUUGGCGAUGGCCUCACGUACAACAGAUCUGACCAACAGUGCGUUGUCUCCGAUGGUCAUACGGCUGAAGAGCUAUGCUCUAAAGGAGAUGGGUUGACUUACAAUGACUUCCUGAUAUUACCCGGCUUCAUCGACUUCACCUCAGACGAAGUGGACCUGACGUCGGCUCUGACCAGGAAGAUCACACUGAAGACCCCUCUCAUCUCCUCCCCCAUGGACACGGUCACAGAGUCGGCUAUGGCUAUUGCUAUGGCGCUUAUGGGAGGCAUCGGCAUCAUUCACCACAACUGCACACCAGAAUUCCAAGCCAAUGAGGUCCGCAAGGUUAAGAGGUUUGAGCAGGGUUUUAUCACAGACCCAGUUGUGAUGAGUCCGCGCCACACAGUUGGGGACGUGUUCGAGGCCAAAGUAAGACACGGCUUCUCUGGUAUUCCUAUCACAGAGACGGGCAAAAUGGGCAGCAAGCUGGUGGGCAUCGUCACCUCCCGAGACAUUGACUUCCUGUCUGAGAAAGACCGCGGCAAACCUCUGGAAGAGGCCAUGACAAAGAGGGAGGAGCUGGUAGUGGCUCCAGCCGGUGUUACCCUAAAAGAAGCCAAUGACAUUCUGCAGCGGAGUAAAAAAGGCAAGCUUCCCAUUGUAAAUAAUAACGACGAGCUGGUGGCCAUUAUUGCCAGGACGGAUCUGAAGAAGAACCGGGACUACCCGCUGGCCUCGAAAGACUCACGCAAACAGCUGCUGUGUGGCGCCGCCAUCGGCACCAGGGACGACGACAAAUACAGACUGGACCUGUUGGUGCAGGCCGGAGUGGAUGUCAUUGUACUGGACUCUUCCCAAGGCAACUCGGUGUAUCAAAUCAACAUGAUCAAUUAUAUUAAGCAGAAGUAUCAAGAAUUGCAAGUGGUGGGAGGAAACGUGGUCACAGCAGCUCAGGCCAAGAACCUGAUCGAUGCUGGUGUCGAUGCUCUGAGAGUCGGCAUGGGCUGCGGCUCCAUCUGCAUCACACAGGAAGUCAUGGCAUGUGGAAGGCCCCAGGGGACCUCGGUGUACAAGGUAGCCGAGUACGCCAGGCGCUUCGGCGUGCCAGUCAUCGCCGACGGCGGCAUUCAGACCGUGGGCCACGUGGUGAAGGCUCUGUCUCUCGGAGCAUCGACCGUGAUGAUGGGCUCGUUGCUUGCGGCAACCACCGAGGCUCCGGGGGAGUACUUCUUCUCAGACGGUGUGCGGCUGAAGAAGUACCGCGGAAUGGGCUCCCUGGACGCUAUGGAGAAGAGCACCAGCAGCCAGAAACGCUAUUUCAGUGAGGGCGACAACGUGAAGGUAGCCCAGGGUGUAUCGGGCUCAGUCCAGGACAAGGGCUCCAUCCACAAGUUUGUACCUUACCUGAUAGCUGGUAUCCAGCAUGGCUGCCAGGACAUCGGGGCAAAGAGUCUUUCUGUCCUUCGUUCCAUGAUGUACUCCGGAGAGCUGAAGUUUGAAAAGAGGACCAUGUCAGCGCAGGUGGAGGGAGGUGUUCAUGGACUCCACUCUUACGAGAAGCGGCUUUACUGAGGCGGGGUGGGGAGGGGUAUGAAGUGCAGCUCAUCGGUGCACGUCUAACAGUGACCAAAAUGUUAAAAUUGCCACUUCUGCUAAAAUACACACCACCCACUACACCCUCUCUGCCCUCUCCUCCGUCGUCUCCACCGUUACUCUCUCUCUCUCUCUCGCUGAUCCCAGACGGCUGCUCUUUGGGAGGAACGAGGCACAAGUAGCGAAGUGAGAAUCCUCAAAUCCGACACCCGACUCCUUCUCUGAACACCUGGGAUUUUUUUGCACUCAACAAGCGGCGCAUUCAGGGUUUUUCGGAGUGACACACCUGUAUCUCGAGUACGCAGCCGACCCCAAUUUAGCAUGCGUGGAUGAACUGUGUGUGCGCGUGCGUGGUGAACCAAGGGUAGCGUGUGCCUGGCUGAGUGAUCGAGUUAAAGAUGUGUCUUUGGGCAACGAAGGUGAAGGCGCACUGUGUUUACUUGUUGAUGUUGGAGGGUGUAAAACGGCCAUGGUGCAAAUCACAUCAGCAUCUUAUCUGGCUUUUUUUGGGGGGGAUCCACGUUUACCAGCACGUCUGAAGCCUCUCACAUCCCAGCUCUUAAACACACCAGUACGUACAGAAAAACCAGACAAAACACUUGUCUCUCUAUGUGAAGUGUAUUGGUGUUUCAUGGCAAUCUUCCUGUUUGUUUUUUUCAUUUUUAGGUCAUUCAAGGUAUAAGCUACUUAAUGAACAGUAGCUGUUUAUAUUUCGGCGCAUAUUGGUUACUCCCCCCCCCCCCGUCUUGUGGAUCCCGAGGUAGGAGAUAUUGGCCGUGCCGAUGUAUCCCGUUGACUUUGUAUCCGUCAGUGUCUCCCUGCAAUCAAUAGACCGAACCCAGACCCGCUUAACAUUUAUGGGUGUUCAUUUUCCCUUCUUACGACAUCUUGACAAAUAAUCAAUGUCCCAUUUCAGUGCGUAGUGUUCAUAUGUUGAGCAUGGAAGGGACCAGAUCAGGUAUGUUGGAAGAAAAAAACAAAACUAAAAUGUAUUGCAUCAAUCAAGAAUAGUUCGAAAUGAGGACUAUUUCUCCCCGCCGUAAUUUGAAUACUUUUAGAUAAAUCAAACUUUAUAUUAAACCUGUAUAGUCUUGGGGGGGGGCUUUGAAUUGCGCAUGAAGUGUUUUGAUAUGCAUGUUUGUUUUUUCACUAAGCCAAACACGGCUGUAUUUAUAUUCUGCAUUAUUGUAAUUGCAUACAUACUGCCAAGUGUCUUUGCGCUUCCUCUUGACACUUUUCUUUUGUAAUUUCGAAAACCAAAAUUGGCGCAAGAAGUUCUCUUGUUACCGAGUCACUUCAUUCCUGGUUCUCUGUUACCAGUUUUGUUUUCUUUCUAGAUCAUGUGUUUCUUUCUACCAGAGGUAUGCCUUGAAACGGGGAUGGAUGAAUGCUACACUCCCUCUCGACCCUUUUUCUUCCUUUUAAAACGGCAUUGCUUGUGUUUAUCAUUCAGCUUAUGUAGGAGUCCACUUUUCUAUUAUUUUCAUACUGGAUGUCCUUUUGGCCAGAUGUAAUUUCUUUUUUUUUUUUUUUUUUUUUAAAUAAAAUUUCCCAGAUUGUAAGAGUUGAGUUGAUUCCUCUAACAUGCUAAUGUAUUUACCCUGCACAGGGUUCAGAUGGCUGAAAAAAAAGCCUUGCAAUUGGACAAAAUUGCAAAAUAAAUGUACAUGAAAAUAUAUGGAGAACUAUAUACCUAUAUCCAGUUUGAAAUGACUGCUGCUUGUAUUCAGUUUCCCAUCUAAAGAGAUAAUUCAGGUUUUUAUUUGAAAUGUCUUAUUUGUAAAGUACUGGGUUCUGUUAGUCCAUCUAAAAAGCACAAAUAUGGUCAUAAAGUGAGAUGUUAGGUUUACAUUUGUUUUUAUUUUUUUGUGCUGCAGUUUUUUAUUAUUUCAGCUUCGGGAUAUCGUGAAGCCGUUGCCAGAACAUCGCAGUAGCUUCUGCAACCAACAACCAAAACAAUAAGCGAAGGGCUUUUUAGAUGGACAGAAAAGACUCGGUAUUCAUGAAAACCAAUUGGGAUGUUUUUGAGGAAUAUCACUUCAGCACAUGUUUACAGUAAAAACACUCAACAGAGGUGUGUUGCUUUUGCUUUCAAUAUGAUAAAACAAGAAUAAAUAAAUCAAACAUGUA
This is a messenger RNA of Anarrhichthys ocellatus (wolf-eel), 4316 nucleotides long. RefSeq names its product IMP (inosine 5'-monophosphate) dehydrogenase 1b (gene impdh1b). Gene Ontology annotation, biological process: GTP biosynthetic process. Gene Ontology annotation, molecular function: IMP dehydrogenase activity. The record is from RefSeq and is a predicted model, not a curated record. Lineage: Eukaryota; Metazoa; Chordata; Actinopteri; Perciformes; Anarhichadidae. Gene Ontology annotation, cellular component: cytoplasm. Bases 318 to 2165 code for a protein of 615 amino acids. The transcript is spliced from 16 exons.